Messenger RNA from Penicillium macrosclerotiorum, 417 nucleotides. Its product is annotated as complex I NDUFA12 subunit family protein. The record is from RefSeq and is a predicted model, not a curated record. Lineage: Eukaryota; Fungi; Ascomycota; Eurotiomycetes; Eurotiales; Aspergillaceae. The transcript has 7 exons. The coding region runs from base 1 to 417 and encodes 138 amino acids. Gene Ontology annotation, cellular component: membrane. Gene Ontology annotation, biological process: mitochondrial respiratory chain complex I assembly; response to oxidative stress.
AUGUCGACUAUUCUGCGGACACUGCGCAAUCUGCGCCGAAUUGGCGUCAAGGACUUUGGCCACCAGAUGCAGAACAUCGGUGAUACCAAGGCUGGAACUCUUGUCGGAGUCGAUCGCUUCGGAAACAAGUUUUAUGAGAACAUGGAGGAGGAGCUGCCUCUCCGCACACGCUGGGUCGACUACAAGGUUAACUGGCCCGAGUACCAGCCCGACCAGAUUGAGCCUGGCUGGCACGCCUGGAUCUCCUACAUGGUUGAUUCUCCCCCGCACGCCGACAAGAUCCUGCAGACUGGCGUCCGUACCUGGGAGCUGCCUGAGCAUCGUCCCAACCCUACGCUCAGCCGUGCUGCCUUCAAGACGUACUCGACCACCCGUCCCAAGUACUCCGCCUGGACCCCCGUUGCUGCGCCGCGGUAG